AUGGCUGGCUCUCAGCUGAAGAAACUAAAAGAGUCACUACGUGAGGCAGGUUUGACUGGUCAAACCAACGUCAAGAAGAAGGGAAAGAGAAGCACACAGAAGACCCCCAAUGAGACAAGGAGAGACGAUAGAAAGAAGGUGGUCCAAGGAAUUCGCGAGCAGUUCAAUACUUUUGAUACCAAGUUCAACAAGAACAAGAGAGACACAGCCACAAAGACUGCUGUUGGCAGACCAAGCGCUGCGAAAUCCGAAGCCGAAAAAGAGCGCAAGAGAGCAUACGAUGCACUCAAAUCCAGAAAGAAUAAGACCGGUGGAGUAUAUGAUCGUCGUUUCGGUGAAAAUGAUUCAAACAUGACAGCUGAGGAGAAAAUGUUGGAAAGAUUUACCAGAGAAAGAUUGGCACAGGCAUCGAAGAGGUCGAUGUACAAUUUGGAGGACGAUGAUGACGACAUGCAGUUGACCCAUUCCGGAAAGUCAUUGUCGUUUGGUGAUCUUGAUAACGAGGAAGAAGAGGAUGACGGUGGAUUUUUAACCAAGAAAAGAGAUUUCGAAGAAGGUGACUCGGAAUCUGAGGCUGAAGUCCAGCCUGGUAGGAAAAAGACCAAGGCCGAGGUGAUGAAGGAGGUGAUUGCUAAGUCGAAAUUCUACAAGCACGAGAGACAAUUAGAGAAGCAAAGACUUGAAGAGGACAUUGGAGAGCUUGAUGACAACUUUGAUGAUGUUAUGUCUGAGCUUCGUGGAGUUCCUCAAGAGAAAGGUCCACUUUUCAGCACGAAAUCCGAGGACAAUAUCAAGUACGACACAGCAGUCAGAUCGCUUACACUGGAGAGAAGAGCCGUACCGGCUGAUAGAGUGAAGACACAGGAAGAGCUUGAGAGUGAGCACAAGGCCAAAAUGGAGAAGCUGGAGGCUGAUAGGAAACGCCGUAUGGAGGGAAUGGUCGAGAAUGCAGACACCAGAGCUGAUGACUUGGAGGAUGACUUUUUCCAAGGCACCGACGAGGAAGACGAGGAAGACGAAAUCAGACUGGCCGAGGAUGAUGAAGAGGAGGAGGAGCUUUUUGAUAGCACCAAAAUCACCGGAACAAACAACAUCAAAAUUGGCGGAAAGCCCGAAUCGAUCUCGUGCCCCAACAGUCUUGAAGAUAUGUUGAACUUGUUGAAAGACUACGAAAUCUUGGAAUAUCCAAACGUAAUCAAGAAGGUGUUGAAGACAUAUGAUCCGAAAUUUGGUGAACAGAAUAAACCCAAAAUCAGAGAGUUUUCAAAAGUCCUGGUUGACCUGAUUGUGUAUCUCACCGACGAGGGUGCCAAUUCAGAGGUUCUCGAAGGCAUCAUUUCCAAAAUCAAGCCUCUAGUUGAGAGAUAUCCUGAAGAAAUGUACGAAAAGUUCAGAUCGUACCUUUUGUCUGCUUCCACAAGACCCGACAUCAGAAAAUCUGAUCUGAUUGUUUUCACCUUGGUUGGAAUGACAUAUUCCACUUCAGACCAGUACCAUUUGGUCGCUACUCCAGCCACAUUAUUGAUGUGCGAGUUUCUAGAAACCACUGAGAUUGAAAACAACAGAGACCUCUUUGUGGGCGUGUAUUUUGCUACUCUUCUGGUGAGAUAUCAGAGGAUAUCACAGAGGUAUAUCCCAGAAGUGGUAAGCUUUCUCGAGAAAGCAUUGUUGAAGUUGGUUCCAGAACCUGAAAAGAUUGAAUCACAACUUCUCUCCAGCACACAUUCAAAAAUAAUUUCAACAAGUUUAACUCUAGAGGAGAUCGCAUUGCCAGAAUCCGACAAAUUGUCCCUUUCUCUGUUGGAUUCCAGGUCAAAGUCAGUCACGCAGGCCCUGCUAUCAAAGGCCUUGAGCACAAUCGAUUUGCUCAUUCCUCUGUGGCAGCAAUUCACAUCUUUCACAGAAAUCGUCACACCAUUUAUUGCAAUUUUGGAUCAUUUGCUCACCAAAGUGGAGUCCACAAAAAUCAACACUCUUCACAGCAAGCUGGUCAAACUGAGAGAUGUUUCUCUCGCAGAGAGAAGACCACUGAAAUUGCAAGCCCACCGCUCUAUCGCAAUCGCCUCGACAUUGCCUAAAUACGAGGAGAAUUUCAACCCUGAUAAGAGUUACGAUCCAAAUAGAGAGAGACUGGAGGUGAGCAAGCUGAAGGCCCAAUUGAAGAAGGAGCAGAAAGCAGCAUUGCGCGAGAUCAGGAAGGACUCUAGGUUCAUUGGUAAGCAACAAUUGGACGACAAACGCAAGGAAAUGGACGAAUAUCAUGCGAAAAUGUCCAAGAUCGUCAACAGCAUCUCCACCGUGGAGGGGGCAGAGAAAAACCAGUAUGCUAAGGAGAAGAGAAGACGUUGA
This is a messenger RNA of Kuraishia capsulata CBS 1993, 2349 nucleotides long. RefSeq lists its product as uncharacterized. NCBI's taxonomy places the organism in Eukaryota, Fungi, Ascomycota, Pichiomycetes, Pichiales, Pichiaceae. The coding region runs from base 1 to 2349 and encodes 782 amino acids. Gene Ontology annotation, biological process: maturation of SSU-rRNA. The transcript has a single exon. Gene Ontology annotation, cellular component: small-subunit processome; Noc4p-Nop14p complex; nucleolus. The record is from RefSeq and is a predicted model, not a curated record.